UUUUUUUUCAAUUCAUCACUCUGCAAGUCUAACAGAUUGCGAAACAGGACCGAGGAAGGCGCGUGGCAUCAGCAUCGGCAUUGGCAUCGGCAUCGGCAUCAACAUCCUACCAAAGCCUCAAUCUUUAAAGACAUACUCAGUGCAGUGUGAUAGAUGGCAGUGUCAACAACGACGACCUCGACAUCAGCCGUGUCAGGGACGGGUGCAGCAGGAGGGGCGACUUCCCAGCACUCCCUUCGACAGCUGGUUCGGGAGCAGAUCACAGAGUAUUCAAGGCUGACACAAUCGUUGUUUGCCUCACUGGAUGUCUUGGUCGAGGGCAAGGUCGCACCCGUGCCUCCGAACGAUAUCAUGAAGCAGAUCGUCCAACUGGACGCGACACUCAUGGGUGCUGUUGAGAAGAUUGAGCUGCACCAGAGGCAACAGCAACGGAUCCGACAGGUGCGCGCAGAAAUCGAGGAUCAAAAUCGGGCUAUUAUGGCCGUGAUCCAAAGUCUUAGGGAUGCGAAGCAAGUCCUCGAGACCUGCCUCGAAGACCAGGAUCAGAAACAGGCCAUCACCGCCGAUGCCCGGUCAGCGGAAGUGUCAGUAUCAGAGAUAGUCGCAUACGCGAACCGCCUGAGCAACUAUACCUCUGCACCUCCAAACUUCAACCCCCAAGACCCGAACCAACCUUUCGAACCCCCUUACCCUCGAGAAGUCAGCAUGCGCGCUGGAAUCCUCAACCAACAACAUAUCCCCGCCGCCGCCCUCGUCUCCCUCGACGGAAACAUCAUGCCCGGCACUGCCGGUCAGCCGAUUUCUCCACAAUCUACCACGGGUACCGGUGCCGGUGCUGGUCCUGGUGCUGGUCCUGGCACUGGACCAGGGGAUGCACAGGCAAUUGUGAACGCGGGAACGAACAAUUUACAUCGCCUCGCAAACGGAGCGCAUUUGUUGCCACACGAGUUGGUCGACGAGGACGAGUACGAAUCAGGAUCGAGUUCUGAAGAAGAUGGCUUCUCACUUUACGGAAGGGUCAAGGCUGAAAGUGAUCAACUACAACAGCAGCAACAACAACAGCAGCAGCAGCAACAGGCUCAACAGGAUCAACAACAGCAGCAGCAAGAGGAGGAAGAUGCCGCUGAUAUCUUUGACCUCGAUCUCAAUUAGACACCAUCAUUCUUUCUUGCCACUUGUAAAAUAACUCCCUCGAAAAUGAAAC
Gamsiella multidivaricata is the source of this 1204-nucleotide messenger RNA. RefSeq names its product vitamin-D-receptor interacting mediator subunit 4-domain-containing protein. The coding region runs from base 154 to 1152 and encodes 332 amino acids. The record is from RefSeq and is a predicted model, not a curated record. NCBI's taxonomy places the organism in Eukaryota, Fungi, Mortierellomycota, Mortierellomycetes, Mortierellales, Mortierellaceae. The transcript has 3 exons. Gene Ontology annotation, molecular function: transcription coregulator activity. Gene Ontology annotation, cellular component: core mediator complex; mediator complex. Gene Ontology annotation, biological process: regulation of transcription by RNA polymerase II.